Molecule: messenger RNA, 1017 nt
Organism: Culicoides brevitarsis
Lineage: Eukaryota; Metazoa; Arthropoda; Insecta; Diptera; Ceratopogonidae
Exons: 4
Coding region: 334-900 (188 amino acids)
Source: RefSeq, a predicted model, not a curated record
ACAUCGACUGACGAGCAUCUCUCUCUACUGCUCCCCGCGAAUCUUGCCUCAUUAAACUAAAUAAAACAAAGUCGCAAAUAUUUUUUUUGUUUUUGCCAAUUGACAAAAAAAUCUUAAAAGUGUACAAAAGUACAAAGAAAAUAAAUAAAAAGAAAAAAUUGACAAAAAAAUCGAAUGAAAUUAAAAUAAAGCAAAUAAAAAUAUAUUUUUUAAAAAAAUAUAUUAAAAAAUUGUGAUCAAAGUUCAUAAAAAACUUAAUUAAGCCAAACGUGAUAUUUACAAUUAAAAAGUAUUAAAUAAUUUUCUGAAUUUUUAAAGAAACUUGAGAAUUUAAUGGUGAAGUGUGAAAAAAUAAUUACUCAAAGUCCGAUAAUUUCAAUCGAAAAAAUCGAAACCGCAGAAGGAGAUUUCCUUCUGGACAGAAAUUACAUUUCCAACGUGAUUUUCGAAGUGUGUGAAGAUUGUUACAAAAUGCCGUCAUUACCACAAGGAGCCUUUGCCGUACGAAAAGUCAAAGAAAUGCAACAGCACGUUGCGGUAUGCAAAAAUGAGUCUCAUGACGAAAAACCUGGGCGCUUUGACUUAAAGCAACAUUUCUCGAAAUUAUCUCCUGUAAAGUACAACGAGAAAAUGAUGAACAGCAUCUGGGGACGUUACAAUCGCAAUUCUCCGCAUAAUUUCAAGAAGAAUAACGCCGCUGAUGGGACCGAGGGUGGUUUGCAACAGCCAAAUGCUGUUGCACACGAAUUCCCUGUUACUACGAAAAACAUCGCAAAUGGUCAGCAAGGUUAUUUUUUGUCAACUGCUGACUUGAUGCACCAUCAAGGUCAUUUGUUGUCUCAAGAAGUUGUUGGAAAUCAUCAUCGCUACGAAGAAAUUUGGAAUUUUUCCGAUAUUUGAAAUAAUUUUUAAUCGAAAAAAUCAUAUUUUAAUCCAAUAUGUAGUCAAUUUUUAAUUUUUUUGUGGUGAAAUGGGAGAAAUUUCAAUUCAGUGAGACAAUAUAUAGCCUUCAAGUGA